This is a messenger RNA of Oldenlandia corymbosa var. corymbosa, 1140 nucleotides long. Lineage: Eukaryota; Viridiplantae; Streptophyta; Magnoliopsida; Gentianales; Rubiaceae. The record is from the annotation of a GenBank genome assembly.
AUGGGGGACAUCGCAGAUGAGAAGCAAAAGCAAGAAGAGCAGCAACCAAUUCCUCUGCUCACUCCUUAUCAAAUGGGCAAGUUCCAGUUAUCUCACCGAAUUGUUCUCGCACCACUGACACGGCAACGGUCUUAUGGUAAUGUACCGCAGCCACAUGCAAUUUUAUAUUACUCUCAGAGAACCACAAAAGGUGGCCUUCUUAUCGCUGAAGCCACUGGGGUUAAUAACACAGCACAAGGUUACCCUGAGACUCCUGGUAUAUGGACAAAGGAGCAAAUUGAGGCUUGGAAACCCAUUGUUGAUGCAGUUCAUGCCAAAGGUGGCAUCUUCUUUUGCCAGAUUUGGCAUGUGGGAAGAGUUUCGAAUUACAGUUUUCAGCCCAAUGAACAGGCUCCAAUCUCAUCUACAGACAAAGGAUUAGUUCCCAAAGUUCGAGCAAAUGGUAUUGAUGUGGCUGAAUUUGCACCACCACGCCGUUUGAAAACUGAAGAAAUUCCUGAGAUCGUUAAUGACUUUAAGCAAGCCGCUAUUAAUGCAAUUGAAGCUGGUUUUGAUGGCGUUGAGAUCCACGGGGCUCAUGGUUAUCUGAUUGAACAGUUCUUGAAAGAUCAAGUGAAUGACCGUACGGACAAGUAUGGAGGCUCUUUGGAAAACCGUUGCAGAUUUGCUCUGGAAAUAGUUGAUGCAGUUUCUAAUGCUAUUGGAGCUGAUAGGGUUGGGAUAAGGCUCUCCCCUUUUGCCAACUACUGUGAAGCAGGGGAUUCAAAUCCUUUGGCCUUGGGUCUUUACAUGGUUGAAGCCUUGAAUAAGUAUGGACUUGCUUAUUGCCACAUGGUCGAGCCAAGGAUGAUAACUGUUGGCGAAAAGGUUGAAUGCGCCGAUAGCCUUUUGCCAUUCAGAAAGGCAUACAAGGGUACUUUUAUGGUUGCUGGUGGUUAUGACAGGGAAGACGGCAACAGAGCCGUGGCUGAAAAUCGUGCUGACCUUGUUGCAUACGGAAGAAUAUUCCUGGCGAAUCCUGAUUUGCCUAAGCGAUUUGAGUUGAAUGCUCCUCUCAACAAGUACAACAGGGAAACUUUUUAUAUCCUAGAUCCUGUCAUUGGCUACACUGACUAUCCGUUUCUGGAAGCAACUUCAUGA